AUCAGACUGUGUGCUGAUCCAAAUGGCAUUUCUAAACCUGUACCAGCAGGCCCUCAGCGUCACCGCUAACACGCCUUGUUCCGGCAGAUUAAAAGAACAAACACAGGAGAUUCAUAUCUGCACACACACCAAGCGUUCUCACAGGAUAUUAUGUUAAAAUGCCCAAACUUUUGUUUUCAAAGAUUCGCUUCUAUCACAUUAGACAUCUAAUGCAAAAUGAGAAGCAGCCCAGAAGGACUGAUAUUGUUUUAAACAGAAAAGGACAUAAGGACAUCCAGCACAUUAUGGUCAGUAAAACGUCUGACACAUAUCCCUCAGAACUCAGCUGGCAUGCAGACCAUAAACUCUACACAAGUCUGGAAAAAAUGCUGUGGAAUGAAAGGUUCUUGGCAGCGUUCCGUGCCUUUCUGCAGUCUGAGUUUAGCGACGAAAACAUUGAUUUCUGGUUAGCUUGUGAAAACUUCAGGGCAACCACCUCACAGGAGAAGCUCUGCUGUAAAGCAAAGCAGAUCUACCAGGAGUUCAUCCAUCCUGCAGCUUCCAGAGAGAUAAACGUGGACCACCACAUUAAAGAGGCCAUCAAGAAGUCUUUGGACAAACCGACUCCCAUGUGUUUUGACGAGGCUCAGCGACAAGUGUACCUGCUGAUGGAACGAGACUCGUGCCCCAGAUUCCUGAACUCCGAUGCCUACAUGAGCCUCACACAGAAGAAUAGGAGUGUGUGGUACAUGUAGCUGUCACACGGGCAAUGUUUUUUUUUUUUUUCCUAUUUGACUUAAAACUGAAUAGACACAUUAUUUCUGCUAACCAAAUGGAAAGGAGCUGAUUUUCAUAAAAGUUGUGAAAACACUGGAAUAGUGUCCUGUAAAACUUGGGCUCCAGACAAAAGGUCAGAAUUGAGCGCUCAUUUAUCACUGCUGUGUAUGAAAUGUUCCUCAAAUGUGCAUGAUCACUCCACGGAAAAGUGUGCGAUUCAUCAGUUUGUACUUGAAAAUAACGCAUGUACACGGACUCACUCCUCUGAUCACACACAUGCACAGCAGUUUGUGGUUUAAAAAAGCCAAAGUACAAUUGAAAGGCAUGAGAGGGUGGAUGCAUACGCCUGCACGCUCGACACACCAUAAUAUAAAUGCACAAGUAAAUAUACAUUUCUGUAAUGGUGUAUUUGACUGUGUGUGACUUUAAUACGACAUCUUUGACUUCAUUUUGAACUCA
This is a messenger RNA of Thalassophryne amazonica, 1215 nucleotides long. RefSeq names its product regulator of G-protein signaling 1-like. The coding region runs from base 159 to 734 and encodes 191 amino acids. NCBI's taxonomy places the organism in Eukaryota, Metazoa, Chordata, Actinopteri, Batrachoidiformes, Batrachoididae. The record is from RefSeq and is a predicted model, not a curated record. The transcript is spliced from 5 exons.